This is a messenger RNA of Plenodomus lingam JN3, 915 nucleotides long. NCBI's taxonomy places the organism in Eukaryota, Fungi, Ascomycota, Dothideomycetes, Pleosporales, Leptosphaeriaceae. The record is from RefSeq and is a predicted model, not a curated record.
AUGAUUGUUGACCAAUUCGAGGAAGUCCUGAUGAAGACGUCACAGCUCUUCCCGCUGCCGACGGCCACCCAAUCGGCCCAGCCUACCCAUGUGGCGCCUGUGCCCACGGUCCUACCAGACACUCCCAUCUACGAGACGGUCGGCGAUUCCGGCAGCAAGACGCUCUGGGUGGUCUUCGUGCUCAUGCUGAUUGCCUCUGCUGCUUUCACUGCCUUGUCAUGGAAGAUCCCAGUUAACAGGCGUUUGUACCAUGUCAUCACGACAAUCAUCACGUUGACUGCUGCUCUUUCUUACUUUGCCAUGGCCACUGGCCACGGCGUUGCCCUCAACAAGAUUGUCAUUCGCACUCAGCAUGACCAUGUCCCCGACACGUACGAGACCGUAUACCGCCAGGUCUACUAUGCUCGUUACAUUGACUGGGCCAUCACCACUCCUCUUCUGCUCCUCGAUCUUGGUCUCCUGGCUGGCAUGUCCGGUGCCCACAUCUUCAUGGCCAUUGUCGCUGAUUUGAUCAUGGUCUUGACUGGUCUCUUCGCUGCCUUCGGUUCGGAGGGCACUCCCCAGAAGUGGGGCUGGUACACUAUUGCCUGCAUUGCCUACAUCUUCGUUGUCUGGCACCUGGUCCUGAACGGAGGUGCCAACGCCAGGGUCAAGGGCGAGAAGCUCCGAUCUUUCUUUGUUGCCAUUGGUGCCUACACUCUGAUUCUUUGGACCGCCUAUCCCAUGCAAAUCGGUGUUGACGGUGAGAUCAUUGCCUACGCCGUUCUUGACGUCCUUGCCAAGGGUGUCUUUGGUGCAUGGCUUCUAGUCACCCACGCCAAUCUUCGUGAGAGCGAUGUUGAGCUCAACGGCUUCUGGGCCAACGGCCUCAACCGUGAGGGUGCUAUUCGCAUUGGUGAGGAUGACGGUGCUUAA